Talaromyces rugulosus is the source of this 1770-nucleotide messenger RNA. RefSeq lists its product as uncharacterized. The transcript has a single exon. The coding region runs from base 1 to 1770 and encodes 589 amino acids. The record is from RefSeq and is a predicted model, not a curated record. NCBI's taxonomy places the organism in Eukaryota, Fungi, Ascomycota, Eurotiomycetes, Eurotiales, Trichocomaceae.
AUGUCACAGACCGCCUCAGUUGUCAUCCCGAACUCCUCGCGAGUUGGAAGCGGAACUUACCCAGGAGGCAUGAACAUGUCCCAGCCAAAUCCAUUCUUACAAAGAGACAACACAUUCUCUUCUUCACAGGCGUUAUCGUCGUCAGAACCGACCUUCACUGCUCUACCUGUUCCUCCCUCCCGGGAGCCUCCCCGGGUGACCUCUGUACCUACGCAGCAACAAGUACCAUAUCGGGGCACUAUAUCUCACCAAAACCACCACCAACACCAGGUUUCGGUCUCUUCUCAUACCUCCCACGAAUCGCUUUCACACCGUCGGCGAGGCAGCACCUUGAAGACUGUGAUGCGUAAGAUUUUUGGGAAAAAGAGACAGAGCAUCCUGGAAGGAGACGAAACCGACGACGAUCCAUUGCCGAUGAGAAUAGAAAGGAGCAAUAACAUAGCCGGCGCUCCUGAUCCGAUUUCAAUAGGAAAAGCACGCUCUCGUAACUCCAACAUAUCGCCCUCUGCGUCAAACCAGAAAAGAACCCUGGCCGUUAGUCGCCUCUCGUCCACAUCUUCCGACGGUAUCGCUCAGGAUAGCAAAUUCGAUAUUCCAUAUACCGUUCGACGGAGAGCUACUUUGCCCAGCCUGGUUCUAUCUGACGACGACGGCAACACAAGAGAACGAACCCUAUCAGUCAUUUCCCCCAUCAGCACGCGACCAGUCAGUGCAAUGAGCACAGUAAGUGCCAUCACCGAUAGGCGAGACAACGGCGAUACGCAAUCACUACGUACUCGAAGAGCUUAUCGACGAUCGCGCAGUGCCGACGACCUUCAGGCUUUGAUACGACGUCACCGCAUGUCGCCUAUACAAUGGAGGCGGCGCAGCAAGGAAACCAAAGAAGCCAACGAAACCAAAGACUGGCGAAACAGUGCACUGGAACCGCACGACCAUGUCACAGCGGAUAACUACCAUGACACCAUAGAUACGCCGGAUAACGAGGUCGACCCACCUAGAGACAACAAGACGCCGGGUGCUGACGAGGGAGAUGCAACACCCUCUGACGAAAUGGAACCGCCCCCAUUUCAAGUUCAAAGCUUGAUAGCCAACAUGGCGGAUCCCGACGCUAGUGUCGACCAGAGGUUGACGACUAUAGAGGUCAAACUCAUCGAUUUAGAGUUUGCGAUUGCAAAGAUGCAAGGAAGCAGGAAUGAUCGAUCUACCAAGACGGCGGAAAAUACGCCUGAAAAAGCAAUACUGACGACACAAAACAUAGCCGCCUAUCGCGAUCAACUAUGCGCUGCCAGUGAGACUUCAUCUGAGAGUUCUGCCUCGUUUGGUGGGAAUGGGCGCCCAAUCAGUACGUCGACAUUACGGCCAAGUGUGGCUUUUAGCCAGCCACCUCCUUGGCAAACAGCUUCAUCUUCCAACCUGCAUAGCAUAUCCAUCGAGCAGUAUAGUGCUCUUGUGACUCUGGUUCGACGAGAGCAAACGGCACGAAAAGCCCUAGAGAGCCAAGUAGCACUGCUACAAGAAGAAAUGCACAGUUUACGGCGUUCGUCGGGCUUGCCUGCAUCCCCGCCGGGUACUCUCUACCCUAUCCCUAGUCCUGACUCUGAUGAUGGACGAUUUCGGAGACGAAGAACUCCGAGUUCGCCUCGAAAGGACUCGCAGGCAAGUACCGAUACCAAGAAUUCGGAGCCACGACAGUGGGAUAGCCCCUACAACCAGUCCAGGUCCGACGCUGAGAAGAGAAUUUCACGAAACACGGCUGCCAAUAUGUUUUAA